Molecule: messenger RNA, 843 nt
Organism: Puntigrus tetrazona (Sumatra barb)
Lineage: Eukaryota; Metazoa; Chordata; Actinopteri; Cypriniformes; Cyprinidae
Gene: polr2h
Product: RNA polymerase II, I and III subunit H
Exons: 6
Coding region: 203-655 (150 amino acids)
Biological process (GO): DNA-templated transcription
Cellular component (GO): RNA polymerase III complex; RNA polymerase II, core complex; RNA polymerase I complex
Molecular function (GO): DNA-directed RNA polymerase activity
Source: RefSeq, a predicted model, not a curated record
AGUAGUAGUACAUCACGUGACCAGAGGUGAAGCACAUUGUUUCGCGGCAUGUUUCAGAUGUGUUGAAUGAGAAGAAAGUUGUUGUUUUUUGCACAGCUGAUAUUUCAUAUUUGUCACUGGAGCGAUCUCGCGCGCCUCAUACCCGGAGAAAGAUACAUCACCAACUGAGGACUUUUCCAUUUAGAGAUAAGUUCGUGUGUAAAUGGCUGGAAUUCUGUUUGAGGAUAUCUUUGAUGUCAAGGAUAUUGAUCCAGACGGGAAAAAGUUUGACAGGGUAUCCCGUCUUCACUGUGAAAGCGAGUCUUUCAAAAUGGACCUGAUCCUCGACGUGAACAUCCAGAUUUAUCCCGUAGAUCUCGGUGAUAAGUUCAGACUGGUGAUCGCCAGCACGCUGUAUGAGGACGGGACGCCGGAUGACGGGGAGUACAACCCUCAGGAUGACAGACCCUCCAGGGCUGACCAGUUCGAUUACGUCAUGUACGGAAAGGUUUAUAGGAUUGAAGGAGACGAAACCUCAACAGAAGCAGCUACAAGACUGUCUGCGUACGUGUCUUACGGAGGUCUGCUGAUGAGACUUCAGGGAGACGCUAACAACCUGCACGGAUUUGAGGUGGACUCCAGGGUCUAUCUGCUCAUGAAGAAACUUGCUUUUUGAUUUUUCGCUCACUUCUGAGGACUGAGAAAACCAGAUUUUUUUUUUUUUUUAUAUUGUUUUUUUUGGUGGCUUUCCUUUUGUGGAAACUUGUCUGGAAAUUGGUCGGUUACAUUUAAAAAAAUAUAUGUGGUUUUAUAUUCAAAUGAUCUGAAUGUUCAGUUGAUUAAACUGCCUCGUCGUUUCUUUUA